This is a messenger RNA of Diceros bicornis minor, 4346 nucleotides long. RefSeq names its product kinesin family member 18B (gene KIF18B). The transcript is spliced from 16 exons. Gene Ontology annotation, biological process: microtubule-based movement. The record is from RefSeq and is a predicted model, not a curated record. Gene Ontology annotation, molecular function: microtubule motor activity; microtubule binding; ATP binding. Bases 1142 to 3718 code for a protein of 858 amino acids. Lineage: Eukaryota; Metazoa; Chordata; Mammalia; Perissodactyla; Rhinocerotidae.
ACGACACGACGCUUCUCCAGCCAUGCUGAGGCCGCGUCCCACACACAGCAACUAGAAGGAUGUGCUGCUAUGACAUACAACUAUCUACUGGGGCUUUGGGGGAAAAAAAUAAAUAAAUAAAAAUUAUAAAAAAAUAAUAAAAAUCUUGGAUAAAAUAUUAGCAAUCAGAAGCCAGCAAUGUAUAAAAAAAAUACAUUAUGACCAAGUUGGUUUUAUCCUAGGAGUAUGAGAAUAGUUUAACAUUAUAAAAUCUAUUAAUUCAAUCUACACAUUUACAGAUUAAAGGAUAAAACAUAUCCCAUUAGACACAGAAAUAGAAUUCAAUAAAAUUCAAUAUCCAGUCAUGAUUUUUAAAAAAUUUGGUAAACUAGAAAUAGUCGUAAAUUUCCUUAAACCAACAAAGAGUGAAAUAAUAGGGGCAUUCUCUAUAAAAUUGGGAAAGAGACAAGAUUGCUCAGUGUUGCUGCUUCUGUUCAAUGUUGUACCGGAGGUCCUAGCCAGAACUGUAAGACAAGAAAAAUGAUAAGAUUAGAAAGGAAUAAACAAAAGUAUCAUCAGUUACAGCUUUAUGAUUGUCUAUUUUAAAAAGAAAAACACACAGCUCCUUCCUCUGCAGAUGACCCAUAGAAAGGACCAGUGGUCCCUGGCUGUUGCUCUGUGGGUGCUAAGGUGAGGGAAGUAGGAGCUGCAAAACCCAGCUGCAGGGCAGGAGAGCCUGGGAUGAAGAGUCAUGCCUCUGUGACAGUCAGAGCAAGGUCAUGUUUGGCCUUGCUACUUACCAUCCAUGUCACAAGUUCCGUCUUGAGCCUCAGUUUCCUUCGUAGAGUAGGGAUGGAACAAUUGUAUCAAUAACCACGUAAUGAGAUUGUGAAAGUUAAAUGUCACCAUUUGUAAAGCACUUAGCAUAGUGCCUGAUACAUAGUAAGCCCUCAACAAAUGUUAGCUAUAAUAGUAAUUAGUGUUAGACUUUUGGAUUCAGACUCCGCUCUUGUCUGGCCUUUAUUCAUUCAUAGGACAAAUCGUGUUCAGCAUCUCCUGCAUGCUGGGUGUGGUGCCCAGGCAUCUGGAGUGCACAGACUAUAUCAGAAGAGGGUCCUGCUUUUCUGGAGCUUAAGGACAAGAAACUUGAGUGUGUGUUGCCAUGGUGAUGGCAGUGGAGGACAGUGUGGUGCAGGUGGUUGUGCGGGUGCGGCCCCCCACCCCGAGGGAGCUGGAGAGCCAGCGGCGGCCUGUGGUUCAGGUGGUGGACGAGCGGGUGCUGGUGUUCGACCCUGAGGAGCCCGAUGGGGGCUUCCUUGGCCUGAAAUGGGGCAGUACCCAUGACGGCCCCAAGAAGAAAGGCAAAGACCUGAUGUUUGUCUUUGACCGGGUCUUUGGUGAGGCGGCCACCCAACAGGACGUGUUCCAGCACACCACCCACAGCAUCCUGGACAGCUUCCUCCAGGGCUACAACUGCUCAGUGUUUGCCUAUGGGGCCACCGGGGCCGGGAAGACACACACCAUGCUGGGAAGAGAGGGGGACCCUGGCAUCAUGUACCUGACCACCAUGGAACUGUACAGGCGGCUUGAGGCCCGCCAGGAGGAGAAGCGGUUCGAGGUGCUCAUCAGCUACCAGGAGGUGUACAAUGAGCAGAUCCACGACCUCCUGGAGCCCAAGGGUCCCCUUGCCAUCCGUGAGGACCCCGACAAGGGGGUGGUGGUGCCAGGACUUUCCUUCCACCAGCCAGCCUCAGCUGAGCAGCUGCUGGAGAUGCUGACCAGGGGGAACCAAAACCGCGCGCAGCACCCCACUGACGCCAACGCUACUUCCUCCCGCUCCCACGCCAUCUUCCAGAUCUUUGUGAAGCAGCAGGACCGGGUUCCAGGUCUGACCCAGGCCCUUCGGGUGGCCAAGAUGAGCCUGAUUGACCUGGCUGGUUCGGAGCGGGCGUCCAGCACCCAGGCGAAGGGGGAGCGGCUGCGGGAGGGCGCCAACAUCAACCGCUCUCUGCUGGCCCUCAUCAAUGUCCUCAACGCCCUGGCUGAUGCAAAGGGCCGCAAGUCUCACGUGCCCUACCGGGACAGCAAACUGACCCGCCUGCUCAAGGAUUCCAUCGGCGGCAACUGCCGCACAGUGAUGAUCGCUGCCGUCAGCCCCUCCAGCCUGGCCUACGAGGACACUUACAACACCCUCAAGUAUGCCGACCGGGCCAAGGAGAUCAAACUCUCGCUGAAGACCAACGUGAUCAGCCUAGAUUGUCACAUCAGCCAGUACGCCACCAUCUGCCAGCAGCUCCAGGCUGAGGUGGCCGCCCUGAGGGAGAAGCUCCGAGUGUAUGAGGCGGGAGCCCAGGCCCCAAAACAGGACCUCCCACAGUCCCCCAAGUCGGGCCCUCCACAACCACCCUCCACCUCACCAUCCCACCCUCCCAGCCAGCCCUGCACCCCAGAGCUCCACCCAGGGUCUGCAGUCCUUCAGGAAGAGAGCCUGAGGACAGAGGCCCAGCUGGAGACGGUCGUGAAAGGGAACUCUUCAGACUGGGAGCAGCCCCCAGAAGACAAGGACAAAGGCCCAGCCAAGGAGGUUCCCAGCCAGGUGCCAGAGCAGAACCUCAGACACCCACAGCCAGGGUCCCCUGGCCUGACCCUGCAGCCUAAGCCUGACGUGGGCCAUCUCUCACCACAGAACCUGAGCAGGGACCAUUCUAAGCAGUUGGCCCUGAAGGUGCUGUGCCUGGCCCAGCGGCAGUACUCCCUGCUCCGAGCGGCCAACCUCCUGACCCCUGACAUGAUUGCUGAGUUUGAGGCCCUGCAGCAGCUGGUGCAAGAGGAAAAAUCUGAACCCAGAACAGAGGCCUCGGGGAGUCCCGGCCCAGCCAAGGGGGCACCUCCAGCUCAGGAGCUGUGUUCAGAGUCAAAGUCUCCAGGAUACUCUGGACCCGUAACCCGGACCAUGGCAAGGCAACUGAGUGGCCUCAUGCACACUCUGGGGGUCCCACCUGGGCCUGACUGCACCCCAGCCAAGGCAUCCUGGCGGACCACAGAGAAGAGGAGGAGACCGAGCCCCUCGGAGCCAGACAGCCCCCUGGACCCGAAACCAGGGACCAAGCGCCAGCGCCAGUCCUUCCUGCCCUGCCUGAGGAAGGCAUCCUUGCCAGAGGCUCGGCCUUCAUCCGGGCCCACCACCCCCAAAGCGGAAAGAGCCUCCUCCCCCUGCGACUCCCCUCGCUUCUGCCCAGCCACAGUCAUCAAAAGCCGGGUGCCCCUGGGCCCUUCUGCCCUGCAGAACUGCUCCACCCCUCUGGCCCUGCCCACUCGGGACCUCAAUGCCACCUUUGAUCUCUCUGAGGAGCCUCCCUCAAAGCUGGGUUUCCCUGAGUGUGUUGGCUGGGAGAAUGUCCCCAAGGAGUUGAACAGGAUGGAUCAGCCCUUCAUCCCCAGUGGACCCAUGCCUCUGUUCACCACGAAAGGCCCCAAGCCAACAUCUUCCUUCCCUGGGACCUCAGCCCGCAAGAAGAGGCGCGUUGUGAGUUCCUCAGUCUCCUGCUCACUAGGAGUCGCCCGGCGCCGCAGCCGCAUCGCCCGUCUGCCCGGCAGCACCUUGAGGCCAGUGGGGCGCCUUGCAAUCCCAGAUCCCCCCUCCAGUCCCCGCUGCCCUGGCAACCAGAUGAGCCAGAAGGAACUGAUGGGGUUUGGGGGAGCAUUGUCAGCUGGGAGCAGCAUCACCAAAGUGUCCUGACCGCCGAUCCCUCUCAGACCCUGGAGCCACCUGCACCAGGAGCCCUGAUGGCCUCCCUCAGCUCGGAGCAAUUAAUGCCAACACCCUCUUCCUUUAUUAACACUCCUCCCCCAGCCAUUCAUUCUGCUACUCACCCUCGUUCUUAAUCUCAUGAUACUCAGCUUAUCAGCGUGUAUAGUCAUUAGUGGGUGUUAACAUGUUGCUAUUUUAAAGGGUGCUGCCAUCAUUCCCCUCCAGUUUAUAAUGCCCUCCAUGCAGGCAGGUGGCUUUUGGGGGCUUUGUCCUGUUCCCAGUCUCACACAGGGCUCUGUGCAAUGACAGCCACUGCGCAGGGGAGGAGGGAGCCCCAGCCCCAGGCCACAGUCCUGGCGAUAAUGCAGACGAUGGUGGCGCCUCGAUUUCCAAGUGAAGACAGCUUUAUUGUUUUUACCCUGUUGUAAACAGGACACCUGGGUGUAAAAAGAAGUGCAAAGAAGAAAGGGAAGUUCAGCCUUAAUGCUACCACCUAUAAGAGCUGUUAAUACUUGCGUUUAUAUCCUCUGAUCCUUUAUUUCUGCAUAUUUACAUAUAUAUGUACAUGUAGAUAUAGAUAUAUUUUUUUAUUGUAAUGAUUAAUGAACCAUCUCCA